Molecule: messenger RNA, 4386 nt
Organism: Triplophysa rosa
Lineage: Eukaryota; Metazoa; Chordata; Actinopteri; Cypriniformes; Nemacheilidae
Gene: pomgnt2
Product: protein O-linked mannose N-acetylglucosaminyltransferase 2 (beta 1,4-)
Exons: 2
Coding region: 314-2074 (586 amino acids)
Biological process (GO): protein O-linked glycosylation via mannose
Cellular component (GO): endoplasmic reticulum
Molecular function (GO): protein binding; protein O-acetylglucosaminyltransferase activity
Source: RefSeq, a predicted model, not a curated record
GGUGGAGAUUUCUUCCGCAGCUGUGUUAAUGCUCGCCGAAGACGUCUGACGGAGUCAAAUUUGCGCUACAUAACGAUUAAAUUGAACCGAAACGAUGUCUGUAAAUCACUGUGGUGAAUGAACCCAUCGUGUAUUAGGCGCAAUAAUUGACAAAACGCCUCGCUUGGGUGCUGUAAAGUUGUAAAUGAUCAUUGGCACUGUUUUUCUGGAGCUGCUAUUGAAACAUUGUAUCCGCAGUAAAUUCACAUCACCUCGUCCUGUCUCACCUUUCUUCACAGGUGGAGCAUGAGUAUGUUGUGGGGGUCCUGCUGCAAUGCGUGCUAUUGGCUGUAGGAUGAACCUGCCAGCAGUGCUGAACGGCCUGCUGGUGUCAGUGGUGGCAGCUUUGCUUUGGAAGUACGUUCGCCUGAUUGAACACACGUCCCAGCUAGAGGAGGAGCUGCAGCUCACACGCCAGUCGCAGGAGUUCUCGCAGGUGCAUAUCGACUACCACGCCGCCCUGUUAGCGCUCCAGGAGCAUGGUACCAGAAUGGUCUGCACCGGCAAGAUGCACACAGACCGCAUCUGUCGCUUCGACUACCUCUGCUACUGCUCAGAGGCAGAGGAGUUUGUAUUCUUCCAAAGCAAUGCCUCCGUGAUGCUGCCAAACCUUGGCCCUCGACGUUUCCAACCCGCCCUGCUGGACCUCUCCUCUGUAGAGGACCACAACACUCAGUACUUCAACUUUCUUGAGCUCCCAGCUGCAGCUUUGAAGUUCAUGCCAAAACCUGUGUUCGUGCCAGACGUCACCCUUAUUCUGAACCGCUUCAACCCCGACAACCUCAUGCACAUCUUCCACGAUGACCUUCUGCCCAUCUACUACACCAUGCAGCAGUAUUCAGACUUAGACGAUGAGGCCAGGCUCGUUUUCAUGGAGGGCUGGAGCGAGGGGGCACACUUCGAUCUCUACCGCUUGCUCAGCACUAAGCAACCUCUACUCAAGGAGCAAUUGAAGACUUUUGGGAAACUCAUGUGCUUCACUAAAUCCUACGUGGGACUGUCAAAGAUGACGACAUGGUAUCAAUACGGCUUUGUACAACCGCAAGGACCCAAAGCCAACGUUUUGGUAUCGGGUAAUGAGAUUCGUCAGUUUACUUCCUUUUUAAUGGAGAGGCUUAACAUCACGAGAGCGGAGAAGAUGGAGGAUGAUGGAUACAUUGUUGUUUUUAAACGUACCACUAAUCGGCUAAUCCUUAAUGAGGCUGAGCUUAUUCUGGCUUUAGCUCAAGAGUUUCAGAUGAGGACUGUCACUGUGUCCCUGGAGGAGCAGUCAUUCGAUAGCAUCAUCCAAAUUAUUAGUGGGGCUUCCAUGUUGGUCAGCAUGCAUGGAGCCCAGAUGAUCACCUCCAUGUUCUUGCCCCGUGGCGCUGCUGUGGUCGAACUCUUCCCCUAUGCUGUAAACCCAGAGCAGUACACCCCUUACAAAACCUUGGCCUCCUUACCAGGGAUGGACCUUCAGUAUGUUGCAUGGAGAAAUACCAUAAAGGAGAACACGGUUACAUACCCCGAUCGCCAUUGGGACCAGGGCGGCAUCAUCCACUUGGACAAAGAGGAACAAGAACGUAUCCUUGCCAGCAAAGAAGUGCCGAGACAUCUUUGCUGUCGUAAUCCAGAGUGGCUUUUCCGCAUUUACCAGGACACUACUGUAUACAUUGCCUCUUUUCUAGAUGUACUCCGAGAGACUUUGAAAACCAAGCCUAAUCUCAAAAAGUAUAAGGUGGCCAGCACAGUACAUCCUGGUCGAGUGAGAGAGCCCAAGUGCCAAACGUCGGUACAUGCCACAAAUGAAGCAAAGCUCUCGGUUUCAUGGCAGAUCCCUUGGAACCUGAAGUACCUAAAAGUUAAAGAGGUGAAAUAUGAGGUUUGGAUUCAGGAGCAGGGAGAGAACACAUAUAUGCCUUAUAUUCUGCCCCAUCAGAACUACACCUUCACAGAGAACAUCAAACCCUUUACCACAUAUCUAGUAUGGGUGCGCUGCAUCUUUAACAAGAACCUCUUGGGCCCAUUCGCAGAUGUUCUUAUAUGUAAAACUUGAUUCAGGUUAAAUUCAACACUGUCAUUCACAGAGCCGGUGGAGAAUAGUAUGUGGAUUCAUUGAGAAUUACAAACGUAGUUUUUAACAUCGGGGGUCACUGUUGUGGUCUUUCGAUUGUUCCUUAUGGUCCUUAUGGAGUGCCAUAAUGUGGUGAAGAAUAAAAGGCUGCAGGACAUGCACAAUUUACUGGACUGCCAGUCCGUUUAGAAGUCCUCAAAUACUUUAUUUAUUAGAAAUGUAUUACGUCACUUACGUUUGUAUUUAUACUGUAAGCAAAGACACUGGUGUUGUCUGAUAUCUGCUUUUGUUGACUGUGAGACUGCAAACAUUUCUGUGAUUUAGCUGACAAUGAUCUGAAUUGUACUGUAUGUGACUUUGUGAGUGUGAACUCUCCAAGGUUUUGCGUUAUAUUUUUGCAAUGAUUUUAGCCUUUUUAAUUAGAAAGUGUAGUGUGAAAUAAAAGCAAGUAAACAAAAGAGCUAAGUUUCAAGAUAUACUGACUGUCUACUGUUUUUAAACUACGCUGUCGUUUUUUUGUUUGUUUAAAUUGACUGUAGUUUAUCUGCAGUUUGUUUAUUGUAGUUUUCCAGCCAGCCUCAAAACCACUUAUUAUUGUUUACCUGAUCAAUAUUGUUUGCCAGUGAGAUAACAAACUGCUGUUUGUAAGAAUCCCAUUACAGUCAGCAGUCCCUUUAAUCUUUUAAGUGACAUAAUUUGACAUACUGCAUUCAGAAUUUUUGCAAUUUUAUUUACAACAUUAUUGUCAGCAUAUCAGCAGUUAGAUCUAUACUGAGUAAUGGUGCAGUGAUCGUUUGGUUGGUAGCAGCAUAAUGGUAAAACUUUUGUUUAAGGAAAUAGGUUCAAACCUUGGAUGAAAUAAUACUGCAGCUAUAUACUGUGGUUACUGAUAGCUGGUUUGGGGUAAAAAGCAUUUACGAAAUGUAAAUUUGAGUAACCGUACGUCACCACCUGUGACUGCAUAAGCCUUAAAUAAUACAAUAUUGAAGAUGUACUUACCAAGUAGUUAUUUCAUACGCUAUGUGCAGAAACCACUGUUGAGAUUUGCUUUCCUGUUAUUUAAGAAAGUAAUAAACAUAUAAUAUCUAUAUUACAGACUGCUGUAGAAAAAGACAAGACAUUUGUUUUAUUUUUAUUCUUUAAAUGCUGUUCAUGUCCUUCAACUGCAGUUCAAUAAGGACGAGCUGUGUUAUGAUGACUGGUGGAUUAUUUAUAAUAUGGAAAAUAUCUAUGAAAAUUAUUUGAGGUAGACUUGGAGAGUUAUACAGAUUGUAGCCCAGGUUUGAUAAAGCUUGCACUGUUUCAAAUUGUAUUUCAGUUGGUGCAGUUUCACUGCUGUGAUCAAUGAAUGAAACAAAAAAUAAUCAUAAAAAACCCCCACAUGCUUUUCCCCUCCAUAUUAGUCUAUAAAGACCUCAAGGCAUCUGUAUUUUUGCACAGCAAAAUCGCCAGUGUUAAAAAAUGUCAAAUUAAUGUAUAGGAUUAUAUAUACACUGUGAGUGUUAAUUUGACCUUUUUUAACACUGGCGAUUUUGCUGUGUGGUAACGCUUUACAAUAAGGUUAUUUGAUGAGCAAUAGCCUAUAGUUUCCCAGCAUUUACUUGUCUUUGUUAAUGUUAAUGCCAAUACAAUUGUUCAUGUUAGUUCAUUUUGCAUUAACUAAUGCAACUAAUUAACGAUUUUAAACAUGUAUUAGUAAAUGCUGCACAAACUAACAAUGAACAAUACAUUUACAGCGUUAAUUCAUAUUCAUACUGUAUUAGUUAACGUUAACGAAUGCAUUAACAAAUGCACUGUAUUGUAAAGUGUUACUGUGUUUUUAAAUCACUGAGGUCAUAGUUUUAACCCUGUCCUUCAGUUUGAGGACGUUCUGCUUCACAUGGAAAUCAAUUCGACUGAUGCUUGAACAGAUUAAACCAAGAACGUUUCUAAUUGAUAUUCGGAAACCUCAGCCAUGCAGUUUAUUAGCAUAACUCUGUGUUUUCAUGGUAAUUUUAUUCAUGUAAAGUACGAGGAUAAUAAAUUCAUUCUGUUUGUAAUACAAAACUGCAUAUAAUAAGAGAGAAGAGCAAGCUAGCAUCGGUAGUCUCUAUUUUUACCAGCACCCUGUUAAGAAAAGAUUGGUCAUGGUUGGACGCUUCUCUGGUUUCUCAUUCUCUAAUUUCAAUCAUUAGAUGGGAGUUUAAAAUGGAAAGUUGUGUAGAGCUGGAGUUCCAGUAAGCCCUCUUGUUCCUCAUGCCAGUUUAUAGCAUUUACCUUUAUGUGCCACUGUUACUUUUAUUAAAUGUACGAUU